GAAUGGUCAUUACAGAUUGUAACAUACACGAAAGAAAACAGUGUUAAAAGCGAGGAAGAAGAAGAGUGAAACUGUGGAAGCAGUUGCAGACCGAGCUAGCUAGCUAGCAAGCAAGCACAGAGAUGGAGGCAAAGCGAGGCCAUGCCCUCAUGUGCUUGGCACGUGUUUCACUCUUCCUCUGCGCUCUAACCCUAUCCGCUGCUCACGGAAGCACCACGGUUCAAGACAUCGCGAGAAAGUUGAAACUCGGGGACAACGAGCUUCUGCGCACGGAGAAGAAGUUCAAGGUUUUCAUGGAGAAUUACGGGAGGAGCUACUCCACAGAGGAGGAGUAUUUGCGCCGUUUGGGGAUUUUCGCCCAGAACAUGGUCAGAGCGGCGGAGCAUCAGGCGCUGGACCCCACCGCCGUCCACGGCGUCACGCAGUUCUCCGAUCUCACCGAGGACGAGUUUGAGAAGCUCUACACUGGCGUCAAUGGCGGCUUCCCGUCAUCGAAUAAUGCCGCCGGCGGUAUUGCGCCGCCGUUGGAGGUGGACGGGCUGCCGGAGAAUUUUGAUUGGAGAGAGAAAGGAGCUGUCACCGAAGUUAAGUUACAGGGUAGAUGUGGAUCAUGCUGGGCUUUCAGCACCACAGGAUCUAUAGAAGGAGCCAAUUUUCUUGCCACCGGAAAGCUCGUCAGUCUUAGUGAACAACAGCUCCUUGACUGUGACAACAAGUGUGACAUAACAGAAAAGACUUCAUGUGACAAUGGGUGUAAUGGAGGUCUUAUGACAAAUGCCUACAAUUAUUUGCUCGAGUCUGGUGGGUUGGAGGAGGAGUCUUCAUAUCCCUACACUGGGGAGAGAGGUGAAUGCAAGUUUGAUCCAGAGAAAAUAGCAGUUAAGAUCACAAAUUUCACCAAUAUCCCUGCUGAUGAGAACCAAAUUGCCGCAUAUUUAGUAAAAAAUGGUCCACUUGCUAUGGGCGUGAAUGCAAUUUUCAUGCAAACAUACAUUGGUGGUGUCUCAUGCCCUCUCAUAUGUAGCAAGAAAAGGCUGAACCAUGGUGUGUUACUUGUGGGAUAUGGUGCAAAAGGCUUCUCAAUUCUUAGGCUUGGCAACAAACCAUACUGGAUCAUCAAGAAUUCGUGGGGGGAGAAAUGGGGAGAAGAUGGCUAUUACAAGCUCUGCAGAGGGCAUGGCAUGUGUGGAAUAAACACUAUGGUUUCUGCUGCAAUGGUGCCUCAACCACAAACAACACCUACAAAGAAUUAUGCUUCUUAUUAGCUAUGCACUUAAGGAAAUCUAAAUAAAUAUUUUUCAUUCUAGGUGAUGUAUCAUGUAUGUACCAAAAUAUUUUGGUACGUAAGUCUUUUAAAAAGUUUGCAUCUCCUCUUUGGUUUUCCUUAGUUCUGAAAGUUAUCUCCUAAGAAGACAAUCAUAUGUACUGUACGUAGUGUGAAGAUAUAGUAUUGUAUGCUGCAGAAUAUGAUUGUCUAAUAAGGUGGACUAGCUGUAAUAAAAGAUAUUUCCAGGUUGAAAACAGAGCAAAUCAUGUUAAAGAGC
This is a messenger RNA of Glycine soja, 1544 nucleotides long. Its product is annotated as probable cysteine protease RD19D. Gene Ontology annotation, cellular component: lysosome. Gene Ontology annotation, molecular function: cysteine-type endopeptidase activity. The record is from RefSeq and is a predicted model, not a curated record. NCBI's taxonomy places the organism in Eukaryota, Viridiplantae, Streptophyta, Magnoliopsida, Fabales, Fabaceae. The transcript is spliced from 4 exons. Bases 123 to 1265 code for a protein of 380 amino acids.